Messenger RNA from Toxotes jaculatrix (banded archerfish), 2781 nucleotides. RefSeq names its product mitogen-activated protein kinase kinase kinase 8 (gene map3k8). Gene Ontology annotation, biological process: protein phosphorylation. The coding region runs from base 123 to 1559 and encodes 478 amino acids. The record is from RefSeq and is a predicted model, not a curated record. The transcript is spliced from 8 exons. Gene Ontology annotation, molecular function: protein kinase activity; ATP binding. NCBI's taxonomy places the organism in Eukaryota, Metazoa, Chordata, Actinopteri, Toxotidae.
ACUUCCUGUGUUUACUUCCUUCUAAACACAGACCGACCUCUCACUCUCUGUCAGUCAGUGCUGGACGCUGGAGAUGCGUAAUGGAGAGACGACAGUCGCAAUAAGCUUCUGACUCAAAGAUUAUGAUCAAACAGGACAAACUAAGCAUCAAGAUGGAUUACAAAUAUGACAAUGGAAUAGAAUUGCUGUUGGCUCAUAUGAAUAUAGAGGACAUCAUCAACGCUGCAGAGACUCUGUUUCAGCUGGAGGAGGAGGAGACGGAUGAAGGAGGCUUGUCAUUUGAAGAAGAAGGUCUCUCCCAGGAGGAGAUGGAUGAGAACGACGAGGCAGGGGACUCAGUGGGCUCAGGGAGUGAGCAGAAGGACUAUCGGCUUGGUGGUGUUCAGUAUGGGACAGUGACAGACCUCCUGUCCUUUGUCAACCUGCUCUCCAACAUGCAGGACGCAGCCCUGCAGCACCUUCCUCAGGAGAUGGGAGUGCUGCUGAAUAAUAAGGGCAUGGCUGUUAAAAAAAAAGGUCGCUACCAGAUCAACGUGGACGUGCUCCUGUUUCCAUGGAAAUUGACCUACAAAAAUCCCGGCUCUGGCCUCGUGCCCAAGGGCUCAUUUGGGAAAGUCCACUUGGCUCAGGACAUUACCACCAGGAAGAGAAUGGCUUGCAAACUGAUCCCCAUGGAGAACUUUAAAGCAGCCGACGUGGAGUUCCAGGCCCGGUUCCGACAUGAGAAUAUCGCUGAGCUCUACGGUGCUGUGCUCUGCGACCAGAACGUCCACCUGUUCAUGGAGGCCGGAGAGGGCGGCUCGGUCCUGGAGAAGGUGGACAGCUGCGGGCCCAUGAGGGAGUUCGAGAUCAUCUGGGUGACAAAGCAAGUCCUGCGGGGCCUGGAGUACCUGCACUCUCAUAAUGUCAUCCACCACGACAUCAAACCCAGUAACAUUGUCCUGAUGUCGGACAAGGCAGUGCUGGUGGACUUCGGCCUGACGGUGCAGAUGACAGAGGAUAUUUACAUUCCUAGAGACCUUCGAGGAACAGAGAUGUAUAUGAGUCCAGAGCUGGUUCUGUGUCGAGGACACAACACCAAGACAGACAUCUACAGCCUGGGUACCACAAUCAUUCACAUGCAGACUGGAAGCCCUCCCUGGGUCCGCAGAUACCCACGCACUGCCUACCCAUCAUACCUCUACAUUAUACACAAGAAGGCACCCCCUUUGGAAGACAUAGCUGAGGACUGCAGCCCAGUCAUGCGAUCCUUCCUGGAGCGAGCCAUGGAGAGGAACCCGGCUCUGCGGAGCUCAGCAUCCGAGCUGCUGAAGGACGAGGCCAUCAACCCUCCUAGGGAGGAUCAGCCGCGUUGCUGGAGCCUUGACUCAGCGCUGGAGGAGGCCACCCAUACCAUACUACGACAACAGAGCCAGCACCACGACACAACACAGGAAUCGUCUCUGUACUCGGAGGACUCUGGCCACAUGAGAAGAAAGGGCUCCUUGUACAUCGACCUGGGGGCUUUGUCAGGUUACUGUAAACUGGUGGCAGGACCUCCCACCUCAGAAUAUGGCUAACACCUGACCACAGCUCAUCAUGUUUGUGGCUGUCAACUGUCAUUGAAGCCAAGUGAAAGCUGACUUUUAGCCUUCUUUGAUAGUCUGACGUAAUCAUCACUGUUAAAGUCUGACGCAGAGUUCAGAGAGGAGGGCAGCUGCAGGCGACAUUGCUCAUUGACAAACUGAAAAUGUUUGCAAGAGUUGGGACGACUUGUAACAAAUGGAACCAGCUCAGCCGGAAAUGGACAACGCUGCAGGACAGUGGUCGGAUGAGAUGCAUUGUGAAUAAAUGAGCAUUAACUAUUGGUAUGACUUCCCAGACUUCCUUGCGGGAUGUCUGUCUGUGCUUUAGUUCAGUGAGGUAAUUAACACAGGAAUAAAUUAAAUGUCUGCUGUUUUUCUUCAUGAAGCUACGUCUGAUAAUCUUCAAAAUAAGUUAUUCUAUCACAAAAAAAUGUAAGCUAUCUGUUAAAAGAAUGUGUGCGCUAUGCAAACAUGUAUGAUGUGUAGUUCUGUGCGGACUUCCUCUUGUUUAUUCCUGUGGAAUAUUAAUAUCAUCAUCGUGCUAUGUAAAUUAAGCUUCUGUGGAACGCAUGUGCUAUCUGAUUGUGUUUCUGAGAGUUUGAAAAUGUGUCACACAUUAAGCAAUAAAAGAGCGAUAAAAUAAAAAUCCCACAUUGUGGCAUUUCUCUACUGCAAAGUAGUUUGCAAUUUAAAUUUAGAUUAUUCAUUUUAGAUUUGUCCCUUCACAACUUGGGGAGAUUGGUAUGAAAUUAAAACAUUCAGUGCACAAGUAUGAUUCACUUUCAGUGUGUUAGUUACCUCUACUUUCAUUUUCUAUCAUACGCCCCGACUCUUAGACUGUUAGGCGUCCGUAUAAGGAAGCUGACAGAGCGUACGUACUACAUGUGACACUCCGAACUCACAAGUGUGAGUGAUGAUACUUGGAUUGUCAGUUUCCACUGUUUGAACUACAACAAAGACAUUCAUAUCAGUAAACAUAAAAAUCAGUAAACUAGUCUCUCUAACAAGAGGCUUUCCCUUUAAUCCUUUCCAGCUGGAAAUCCAUCUUAUGUGCACAGACUUGAUAUGACUUACAAGAUCACUGAUGAGUGAAAUGGAUUUUGUUAGUUAGGGAACAUGUUUUCUUGGUAAGGUACGAGUGGGUGGGGGACACUGAAGUUCCCCCUCUCCCUCCUCUCUCUGGCUCUCUGUCUCUCUCGGUAGAAGUAAAUAAAGA